AUGUCUUACCAGUAUCAAUGCAAACAGCCUUGCCAACCUCCUCCCAAGUGCCCACAGCCUUGCCAGCCCAAGUGCCCACCGCCUUGCCAGCCCAAGUGCCCAGAGCCUUGCCAGCCCAAGUGCCCAGAGCCAUGUGCUCCCAAGUGCCCAGAGCCUUGCCAGCCCAAGUGCCCAGAGCCUUGCCAGCCCAAGUGCCCAGAGCCAUGUGCUCCCAAGUGCCCAGAGCCUUGCCAGCCCAAGUGCCCACCGCCUUGCCAGCCUAAGUGCCCAGAGCCAUGUGCUCCCAAGUGCCCUGAGCCUUGUCCUCCUAAAUGCCCAGAGCCAUGUCUUCCUAAGUGCCCUCAGCCAGGUCCACCACAGCAGUGCCAGCAGAAAUGCCCCGCAUGCCCUCCACCUUGUCCACAGCAGUGCCCACCUAAGAGGAAGUAA
Messenger RNA from Sarcophilus harrisii (Tasmanian devil), 429 nucleotides. Its product is annotated as cornifin alpha-like. Bases 1 to 429 code for a protein of 142 amino acids. The transcript has a single exon. The record is from RefSeq and is a predicted model, not a curated record. NCBI's taxonomy places the organism in Eukaryota, Metazoa, Chordata, Mammalia, Dasyuromorphia, Dasyuridae.